AUGGAAGGUAAGCUCCCCGAGGCCUCUCUUCUGCAUGCAGGCCCGCCUAGUGGAUCCACGGCGGAGGAGCCAACCCCGUGUCGUGAAUGCCGCCGGCGAAGGAUGAAGUGCGACGGCGUCAUGCCCGUGUGCUCCAUUUGUCGGAAGUAUAGACGCCACUGCCUAUAUGACAAGCACAGCAGGACUCGCUUGACACGAAGGCAUGUCACCAUCUUGGAGGAACGUCUUGAAAAAGCCGAGGCCCUCUUGAGACGCCACUACACCGACAGCCAGAUUGCGGAGCUGAUGGACGGAGGUGAGGCUGCAGUACCGGGGCCAGCUAGCUUGCCUCCUGUAACUCCGAAUUGUUCUGCCACGUCGCCACCCCAAAGCCUCGCCCAACCACCAGCCCCGGCACCAGACGCUCGGCCUUCCAUGUCAACAACAGCGAGCCUGGUGACUCUUACCUCUGACAUCUCGCAACUAGCACCAUGCACCGACUUGGGAGUCAAUGCAGGCCCUCUGCCCGGAUCUCAGGCCACCGCAUAUGAGAUUGCCCCGACUCUAGCCGACAGCUUCGAGUGGAACGAGCAAGAGGUAUCAUGGGGCACGUACGAUCCAUCUCGUUGGUCGGGUAUGGAUUCUCUCAAUGGGGACUCUACUCAAACCAUCAUGGAUGGCAUGGCUGCCCUGACUGUGGGCGACCACAACAGAGGUUACCUGGGUGCGGUUUCCGGGGCCGCUUUGCUACGUCAAAUUCUCUCAGCCCACCCAGACGGAGAAGAAGUUGAUGUGGAAGUUGCACUGCAUCAGAUCGAGUCUCUGUUCCAACAGCACUCAGAUCACUCCCGCUGGUUUCGCACCCAGGCCAUGCUGACCCGGGUGGCAGUAGAGAAUCUUAUUGACGCCUUUUUCGCCCUCUAUCAUUCCACGUUCCCAAUCGUACACGAGCCCACCUUCCGGGCGCAGUACGCGGGCACCUUGCCUUGCACCAACAAGGACCACUGGAAUAUUCUCGCAAACAUUCUUGCGGCGCUCGGGUCGUUUGCAAGCAGCAACGCCGCCGACGCCACCGAUUUGCCCAUCUUCCAGGCGGCGCAGAAGAGCCUGCUAUCAGACAACCUCGAGGUUGGGAACUUGACCCUUGUCCAGGCAUUUGGCCUAUCAGCAAACUAUCUGCAAAAGAGGAACAAGCCCAACAGCGGGUAUAACUAUGGCGGCCUGGCACUCCGGCUGGCCAUUGGAUUGGGCCUUCACAAGGAGUUUGAAGGGGACAGCAUCUCGCCUCUGCAGAGGGAAAUCCGGCGCAGAGCAUGGUGGUGCCUCUGCGUCCUCGAUGUGGGUGCCACCAUCACCUAUGGCAGACCACUGAGCUGGCCGCAGGCCGGUGUUGAGGCAGCCCUCCCUCAGAAUAUCCACGAGAAGAAUCUGACAUCGACUUCAACUUGUUGCCCACCAGAGGUGGAUGGCGUGACGGAAUACACCUACAUCCGGGUUCAAUCCGCCUAUCACCUCAGCACAAUGAGCAUCUACAAUCGCCUCAUCACUAGUCCCUUCCCGUCAGCUGCGGAGCUGAUUGCUCUGGACGACGUAUGCAUCGGCUCUUGGCUCGCUCAAGUGCCCCACUACUACUUUGCCUCGCCUCCGCCUAAAUCUGAACACGCGCUCGGCAUUGGCAUCUCGAAAUGGCGGUACAGAAACCUCAGAAUCGUCAUGUACCGCCCCUUUCUUGUCCGAUGGGCGCGAGCCUCAUCCUCAAACACCCAGCAGAGCUCAUUAAGUAUCGAAAACCUAGCCGUCUUUAGGUGUCUUGACGCCGCCAAGGAAACCAUCACGUCGAUCCAAGGCUAUUGGGCAUCUCGGUCUCACUCCAGGCUCGCGGCAUGGUAUAUCUUGUAA
Molecule: messenger RNA, 1878 nt
Organism: Fusarium falciforme
Lineage: Eukaryota; Fungi; Ascomycota; Sordariomycetes; Hypocreales; Nectriaceae
Exons: 3
Coding region: 1-1878 (625 amino acids)
Biological process (GO): positive regulation of transcription from RNA polymerase II promoter by galactose; DNA-templated transcription
Cellular component (GO): nucleus
Molecular function (GO): RNA polymerase II cis-regulatory region sequence-specific DNA binding; zinc ion binding; DNA-binding transcription factor activity, RNA polymerase II-specific
Source: RefSeq, a predicted model, not a curated record